AUCCGAGUGCGCACGAGUCUCUCCGAAGAGCAAGCGUCAUUAACGCGGCCUAGAAGAUCGUGUUUGGUUGUUGACUGAAUAGGUCACGCGUUCAUUCGGUGCUUUCUUUUAUGCUUAAGGGUUGAACGUGUUCGGGUUUCGGGUCUCCGAAAAAACAUAAUUUCAUAAAUAUGGCCGAUUAUGUAAUUCCAGUAAAUUCCGAGUGCACGGUAGAGGAUGGACUGACCGGGCAACAGUUAUUCUCUGAAUGCGGUGGUUUAACCUAUAACGACUUCAUCAUUUUGCCCGGCUUCAUCGACUUCGUGGCCGACGACGUAGAUCUGACGUCGGCGCUGACAAAGCGGAUUAGCCUGAAGGCGCCGCUGGUGUCUUCGCCGAUGGACACUGUGACGGAGUCGGAAAUGGCAAUCGCGAUGGCACUUUGCGGUGGUAUCGGCAUGAUCCACCACAACUGCUCUGCGGAGUACCAGGCCAGCGAGGUUCAUAAGGUGAAGAAGUACAAGCAGGGCUUCAUCCGCGACCCGCUGGUGCUGAGCCCGGCUCACACCGUGGCCGACGUGUUUGCGGUGAAGAAGGAGCACGGCUUCUGUGGCAUCCCGGUGACGGAAAACGGCAAGCUGGGCGGGCGCCUGCUCGGCAUGGUAACGUCGCGCGACAUCGACUUCAUGGAGGAGUCGCGCGACGCGCAGACGCGGGCCGUGGCCGAUGUGAUGACGCGCUUAGAGGACCUGGUGACGGCACCGGCCGGCGUCACGCUGCAGCAGGCCAACAAGCUACUGGAGGAGUCCAAGAAGGGCAAGCUACCCAUUGUGAACGAGCAGGGUGAGCUGGUGGCGCUGAUCGCACGUACCGACCUCAAGAAGUCACGUGACUACCCUAAUGCAUCCAAGGAUGACAACAAGCAGCUGCUGGUUGGUGCGGCGGUGGGCACACGUGAAGGCGACAAGGAGCGACUAAGCCUGCUGCACCAGGCAGGGGUCGACGUGGUCCUGAUCGACUCCUCGCAGGGCAACUCGGUCUACCAGGUGGACAUGAUCCGCUACAUAAAGCAGCGCUACCCUGACCUCGACGUGGUGGGUGGCAAUGUGGUCACAGCAGCGCAGGCCAGGAACCUCAUAGAGGCGGGCGUGGAUGGGCUGCGGGUCGGCAUGGGCAGCGGCUCCAUCUGCAUUACCCAGGAAGUGAUGGCGGUGGGGCGCCCCCAGGGCACGGCCGUCUACAAGGUGGCAGAGUACGCACGGCACCAUGGUGUGCCGGUCAUUGCGGAUGGUGGAAUCCAGUCGGUGGGACACAUCGUGAAGGCACUGGCACUGGGGGCAUCCACGGCCAUGAUGGGGUCGCUGGUGGCAGGUACCUCGGAAGCCCCGGGAGACUACUUCUUCUCAGACGGGGUGCGACUGAAGAAGUAUCGUGGUAUGGGCAGCUUGGAGGCGAUGUCGCGUCGAGAUGCACAGGGCUCUGCCAUGGACCGCUAUUUCCACAGUGAGGUAGACAAGCUGAAGGUGGCCCAGGGCGUGAGUGGCUCCAUUGUAGACAAGGGCUCUGUACUGCGCUUCUUGCCGUACCUGCAGAGUGGCCUGAGGCACGGCUGCCAGGACAUAGGAGCGCGAAGCCUAACUGCACUGCGUGCCAUGAUGUACGCUGGUGAGCUGAGGUUCGAGAGACGGUCGCCCUCUGCACAGGCCGAGGGCAACGUACAUGGCCUCUUUUCUUAUGAGAAAAGGCUUUUUUGAUUGUCACCCUUGCCGGCAGUCUAACUUGUCUGAUUUUUGUUCUGUCCGCCAUAAUAACUGUUGAGAAAUGUCCAUUGUUUGCUGUGGUCUACUUGUAACUUUGUUAGGAAUCCUUUGUAUCAAGAGAUUUAUGUUAAUACUUUAAAUAUUAGUUUAGGUAAUUAUUAAUAAUUGUGUAAGAUAAUGAGUGGUUCGAUAGAUUAGUUAAAAACUAGGUACUGUGAAAUCAUGUGGACUUUUGGUUAGGUCAGCUAUGUUAAAAAUACUUUGAAAUCAUCUGAAUAGCUAGGAUAUGUCGGAUACAUUAAAAAUACUAUAAAAUAUUUAUUUAGGUAAAUUUAAAUAUUUAGAUUGUACACAACCAUCCAAUUGAAUAUCACAGUAUUUUUUAUUAUAAUUUACCGAUCAUAAUCAACUGUCCACACAAUUUUAAAGUAGCCUAUUUUAAUUGUUGCUAACCUAUUCUUAACACCAUUCUCUUGAUAACUGCAGUAUUAGAAAGAUAAACCUAACCACUUGCUUAAAUGUUAAAUUCCUGGUAAACUACUUGAAGUAUCACAACAUCCUCUUAGAGAAUUAAUGGAUAACACAUCUGAAAGUCAAAAGCAUUUUGGGCCAUUUUUAUUUAAUUGUUUUUUUCUUUCAGAAAAGAGGCUCUUUUUGUGAAUUACCGAAAACAAUUCACAUGUCUACAAGCAACAUGAAUAGGUGAGAUUAGUUAAACCUGUUCUGUGCCAAUUAGUUAAAAUUGUAAAAUUAUGUCUUGAUUGUUCAACGUAAAAAUUUACAAGAUGCAUAAACAUGAAACUGUAAGCUAAUUGUGUAGUUGAAAGGCUCGGGACUAGUGCAUUUAAUGAUUUCAUAACAAUACAAAUGAUGUCACCAAGAUGGCGUCGCUUACGUCAUACCACCCCUACAAGUGUGGGAAUAUGGGGUUUUUUGGCGGGGAAUUAUAAUACUAUUUCUCACGUAUUGUAUUGUUUGAAUAUUAUGUUUUGUUGGUAUCGUAAACCACACUGUAAUCCCCCUCCUCCUCCCUAGUCUGUUUUGCGAUACCGAAAUUUUAAUAUCAAAGAUACUAUUUCUGUACAUGAUAUAAAUUACAUAGGUAUCGUGAAUUAUUACAAUGUGCCCUAUCUGUUAGAGAACUUAAUGAUUCUGAAAAAUAAAAGUUGUGAGAGACGGGAAUUAUAAAGAAUUAAAACGAAGGUAAAUAUUUAGUUGGGCGGUAUUUGCGGAAAAAAAAAUGUUAAAAAUCCGAAAAUACUUUUAUUCUAUGCUCUUUAACUUCCUCUUUUCAUUAAACCCGGCAGAGAUAAGAAAUUCCAAAUACUUUAGGAGAUAUCGCCGGUCUUAUUUUGCAAUACAAGACCUGUGCAAUCAUUCGACCAUCACAUUUUUUUUUAUUUUGCCGUGUGUUCGUGAAUGCCUAAUUAAUUAAAAUGGUCGAUUAGGUCAGGUCAGUUACAUUAUAAAUACUUUCAUACUAAGCGGACAUUAAAAAUAAUGUGAAUUAAUUUUAAUGGUUGUUUAGUUUUAAAGUAUUUAUAAUAUAACUGACCUGACGAAACAAACCGGGACAAAGGAUGAACAGUAGGAACUCACAUAAUUUUUUUUUACUUAUUACUUGCGCAACAAUAUCCAAAUAACAAAUAAAACAUUAAAAUUUGAAAUGUUAAAAACUCACCUAAGUUAGAGGCGGGUACAAUUCCUUUGCCAUUAGUAUAAAAUGAUGUAGUCGUUCCCCUACGUCGCAAAAAAAAAAAAAUUCAUACUCGUAAACAAUAACUGUAUGAAUGCACAGGUAUUGUGAUGGAAAUUAAAAAAUUCGUUAUCUCAUAAAGUAUUUGGAAUUUCUUAUCUCCACCGGGUUUAAUGAAAAGAGGAAGUUAAAGAGCAUAUAAUAAAAGUAUUUUCGGAUAUUCAACAAUUUUUUUUCGCAAAUACCGCCCAACUACAUAUUUACCAAAACGAGUAUCGCAAAAUACACCAGAACGAGUGGGACUGUAGACUUCUCCUCUAUACCAAUAAAAUAUUUUCUGUAAAAGUCUUACUUUCAUUGCAUUAAUCACUAGUAUCCAAAAUAGGUACAUUAGACGGAGUGAGUCUGUAGUCAAUGUCAUAAUACUGAGAAAAUAUUUUCUGUGUAAUUCUUACAUUCCAUAAUUUAUUUACUGGUAUCACAAGAUAGACAAGACUGGGUGGGACUGUAGUCUACUUCUCGAUACUUAGAAAAUAUUUCAUUACCAAACAAUCAAUGUCUGUAGAUGUUAUAAAUUUCUGUGGUAUCGUGAAAUAUAACAGCUUGCCCUAUUUAUGAUAAAACUUCAUGAUACUGCAAAUUAAAAAUUGCGGGAGCCAUGAAUUAUAUAGAUUUAAAAAUGGUAUCACAAAAUACACUGGACCUAGUGGGACUGUAGUCUUUCACGAUACUGCAAUUAUUUUUCCUAAAAAACUCUUUGAAAUAAUUUUUCCUCGAUUUAGCACAUACAAUAGACUGGGUGGGACUGUAUUCUACUUCUUUAUAAUUGCAAUUUUUUUUAAUGAUUACUUUCAACAAUUUAAUUACCAGUACCUAUCGCAUUUUCGACUAUACUGUGUGGGACUCUAUUUUACUUCACGAUACCCAUGAAAUAUUACCUCAAAACAUCUUAUUUCUAAUUAAUGAAUACCGGUAUCGCAAAGUACACUCCAGUUUACUUCAUGAUAUCAUAAAGUUUUUUCUUAUAAUAUUAUUACAUUCCAUACUAUAUUUACUGGUAUCUCAAAUUAUAAUACACCGGGUGGGACUAUAUUCUGCUUGACGAUACAGUGAAAAUUUUAUUGUAAAAGGUCUCUCUUUCACCACAUUAAAUACCAGUAUCCCUAAAGAACCUAGUUUGAAAUUAAAUCUACUUUAUGAUUACCUAAACCAAUGUUUUACUUAAAUUUAAUAUGCAACUGACACUUAACACAUAACAUGACAUACACAUAAAACUACAAAUCGCAAAAACUUCAUAUCCAUUCAACCCCACUUACCUUUCUUGAUUUUACUGCAGUGAUUCUAUACUAUCAAUUUUUCUCUUACAGUUGCAUCAUUCACUCCAAAUCAAUUGCAGUUUUUCUAUUUCAUUUUUCUAUCUCGUGAAAUGCUAGCUGUAGUUCGUCCAUGUACUAACACUAUCUCAAUCCACACAUUAUUUCUGUCCACUGCACCUUUAUAACAAUCUGUUACAAAUUAACACACCUUGUUCUUCACUAGAUAAAAGUACACACAUUUGCACACAUAUUCACUACAAUUUUUAUAACAUUCUUAAUACCUAUUGCAUAGACCUACUUUUUUAUUUACUCUUUACUAUUUUUAUUUUAUUAUUACUAAGGACAAGAUUAUAUGGUGAAUUGCGAUAAAACCAAAAUAACACCAAAAAGUAUGUCAACACACCAUAUAACACUGAAAUGGAAGAUAAUACACCAUAUAGCACCAAAAUGCUACAAAAAUAAUGAAAUUAAUUAGUACAUUUACUCAAAACUCAAUUCAGAUUAUAAAAACAUAUAUAUAAAUUCAAUGAAUGUUAAAUAGUUAGCAUGGAGUUAGUACCAAAAUAUUUAUAGCCUACUAAAUAGAGUGGAAAAAUUUGUGUUUUUUUUUAUACCUAUUGCUACUGUUAUUGGUUACUAAUUUUUACAUAAUGACAUUGGUACAUUUUUGGAAAAAAGUUUUUUGUUAUAUAACUUAAUUUUUUACCUUUGUCACAAAAUUCCUUCAGUCACCUACAAAGUACUCUCCAUUAGAUGCAAUGCACUUGUCAAGUCUUUUUUCCCACCUUUUGAAGCACCUCUGGAACUCUUAACAUUGAUAUCCUCCAGUGUCCUUUGCGAAGCUGUUUUUACCGCCUCCACAUCAUCAUUUUCCUUCAUUCUCGGAAACAGGAAGAAGUCGCACGGGGCUAGGUGUGGCAAAUACAGAGCGUAGGGAACGACAGACCACCCUGAGAGGCCAAAUAGCGGUUCACUCAUAAGGCCGUGUGUGUGGGGGUGGUGUCAUGAUGAAUAAACCAGUCACCUGAUUGCCAAAGUUCCGGGCAUUUCCCCCGCACAUCCUUUCAUAAACGUCUUGUAACUUCCAAAUAUAAGUUCUGGUUAACAGUCUGGCCAGGGGGAAUAAAUUCCCGGUGAACAAUUCCAUGAACAUCAAAAAUCUCAAUGAUCAUCGUUUUAACAUUCAACCUCACUUUGCUUUUUUUUCUGGGGGAGUUGGGAGUCUUCCACUGGCUAUGUGCUUGCAUGGUUUCUGGGUCAUACCUGUAACACCAACUCUCAUCACCUGUAAUGACUUUGGUCAAAAAGUUUGGAUUACUUUCAAUCUCUUUUUUUACAAGUCCUGUCUCAAAUUCAAUUGAAUUUUUUUUUUUGAUCCUGUUUGAGAAGGCACAGAACAAAUUUAGCGGCAACACGUCUCAUUGGCAGAUCCUCAGUCAAUAUCCGCUGGCACGAACUCCAGCUCACUCCUGUCUCUUCUGAAAUUUCGUCGAUUAUGAAAUGACGAUCCUUGUUGAUUUUUUGGCAGAUAUUUCCAACAUGUUCAUCAUUUCCAGAUGAAGAGCACCCAGAAUGAGCAUGGUCUUCAACACUCAUCUCACCACGUUUAAAACACCCAAACCACUUGAAAACUUGUAUGCGACUAAUAGCAUCCUUCUUGAAAACCUGUUGAAUCAUUUGAUAAUCUUCCGUCGCCGAUUUUUCGAGCAGGAAACAAAAUUUCAAACACUCUCUUUGUUCUUUUAAGUCUGCCAUAACGACUUCGCAGGCGGAAAACGAGACCAGUAAGAGAAAACCAAUACUACAAACAAACGUUAACCUAUAAACUGACGUCUGGGCAGCUGUUCAGUGAAGGUAUCUGGUAACCCCAUCUAGCGGGAGAACUCACUACUACUAUGUCUAUGAAUAGCAGCGUGCUCUCAGUCCAGUUUUUUUUGUAUCCCCCUUUGUAUACAUAUUGUUUCCAAUAGUUUGAUAUGCUAAUUACAAAUUAUAUUAUUGUAAAAGUGCAUCAUGUAUCAGUCAAAAUGACACUGUUUUGAUAGUACGGUAAGUAUCAUUGAACAAGUAAGUGUUGUAUUUGCUGAAAAAUGAUGCUAUCUUUAUGAAUAAACAGAGUUGAAAAAAAAAAUAAAAACAAUAACACCAAACCUUCUGUUUUAAAAACUAAAUUGGUCUAUAGGUAAAACAAAAAAUCUUAUCUCUACUUAUUACGUCAUUCCUCGUACCUCAUCUGCACCAAAACACAAACAAAAGAACACACAAACAUCAAAACACUUACUCCGGUACUACCAACACUCACUUCCACACUCUGUUCCAAGAAUAUAAUCCAACCUCUUUGGCCUACUAAAAAUACAUCUUUUCCCCUUUGUUAUUUUCAACAAAUUGGAAUCUGGUAUCGUAAAAUGCACUUGAACCAAAGGCUCUUUCUAAAUAUAAAUUCUAAAAAUUAUAUUUUUGAGUAGGUAACAAUAAUAUUACUUUGCUCUCCCUCAAAGAUGUUUUUUCCAACUCCGGCUUAAUUCAAAGAAAAUAAAAUGGUGGGGUGAACUGUGAGAACGGGGAACUGUGGGGUGAAAAUCAUAAAAAAUGAAUAUAAAUAGAAAAAUUCUGAAAUUGUUGUAACUAAAACCAUUCAUGUGUUGUAACUAAACCAUUCAUGUGUUGUAAAAGAGCUGAAAGGAGUCUGAAAAAUAAGGUAUAUUAGUUGCUUUGCUAAAGCUACUGUAGUAGGUAGGUUUGACCACCACAAUCGCUCAGAAGGCAAGAUGACUGAAAUAUUUUAUAAAGUUGAUUAUUUAAUUUUCUCUUAAAACUAAUUUUUUUAAAUCCAUUUUGUACAGAUUUGAUUUUAUUGAAGCAUUACAUACAAAGUAACUGAUUGAUUAAAUUUUUUGCUGUAAAUAUUGUCGACAAAUAUUGUUCUAAUUGGGUUUGUUAUAUGCAACAUAAUUAAUUAUGGAGUGGACCUUUAUUCAUUAAUAUAUAUUUGUAAAAACUUUGAAGAUAACAAAUCAAUUUUUAUAAUUUUCUUUAUAUGGUUUCAUAGUUAUGAUUUUACUCUGCACUAGUAUUACAAACAUUACUUUCAGUUUAAUUUCCAAGCAGCGUGACAUCUCACGGCACAGAUCUGAGGCACAAGCUUGUUGUUUGGACAAGAAAUAAUUUAAAAAAGAGAUUGGGUGCAUGAUUUAGGUCUGAUUUGUUUGCAGCAACUGUAAUUCACUUAUGGCGUGUACUUAGCUUGCAUCCAUAACUUGUGUAUUCACUAUCUGAAAUGAUUAUGAAUCCAGCUGCUCUUCAUCGUCCCCAUCCAGUGUCUAGGUCCGCUUUGCAAAUAUACUUAAAAAAAAUUAUAUUUUAUUUUGUAAAUCAUAUGAAACUACGAUAAAACACUUUCCCAGAGACAUCUAAAAAAUAUGAGUUUCUUACCGUUAAAAUUGCAAUACUAUUUGACCACUGCCUAAGAAGCCAGGUGUUGUAGUUAAUUAUAUGCUAUGAAGGUACUAAGUACAUAUUUUUGUUUUAUUUCUUUUGAUAGUGGUUUUAGAGGUGUUUGAUAAAAUUAAUCAAGUAUUGCCAUUGGUUAGCGGCUAUAAGUAAACGUAACAUGAUCAAAGUUUAUAUUUCAAAUGUGUUGACCAUGUUGCAACAAACAGCAUGUGCCAAUACCAGGAACUUGUAAUUAGGAAUUACUCUUUCUAAGAUAGGAGUGAAUGCUAGUCAGGGAACACUCUGGGUACAUUCUGUGUGAGCCAUAUGGCACAUCUCGUGGUCUGGCAGACCUGCAUUUUUUAUGUUGAAACGUUGCUUUUUUUUAUGGUGUAAAACCCAUUCCUGCACAUACAUAUAUAAUUGGUUUCAUAGGUCUAAAGACUGAUUUGAUCAUGGCUUUACUGUGUUGUUGGUGCUGGAUUGUAUGAAUGGAAGGAACAUGUGUGAAGUACGUAUGCUGAAGCAUACAUUGGGCUAUGAAGCCAGUCUGAAACUAGAGCAAGCAGUUGUGUUGUAUGAUAGCCAGUGGAACAUAUCAAGCUUAGUUUUUCAUGUUUAUAUUUUUAGUUUGAUUGUUAAUUUUGCAAACAUUUAUACAAUAAUUUAUUCACUUACAGCUAGCCAAUUUGUGUUUUAAAAAAAGUAAUUAACUUUGAUUAUGGGCUGUCUGCAAGGUUACACAUCCCAUGUAUUUUUCUUAAUUAAUCAUACAAAUUAAAUUGUUAUGGUUAUUAGCAAGCUAUUUUUUGUAGGAAAUAUAUCCUAUAUAUUUAUUUACUUUCAUCAAUGACUUAAUGAUCGCAUAACGCUGUGAGAUAACGCCUACCUGCAGAAUGCCAGCGUGUGCCAACCAGGAGACAGGCCGGCACUCCGCAGGUAGCCGCACUGGCUGUUUUACACACAGUUUAAGAAGUGCAUUUGCAUUUUUCACAUAAAGAUGGUGUUUGAAGUUAAAGAAGAGCUUUUAUUUUUAUUUUAUUUGUGAGAUUUUUAUCAUUCUUUUACUUUUAUAAUUUGAAUAAUUAACUUUGUAAAUUAAGUAAAUAUUCAAUUUAUCAUUGAAAAUCAAUUUUGAUUACUUGUGUUGUUAUAAUUCAUUAAAGAUUAUUGUAUGAGACGAUUCACACGCAAUGUAGUUUUUCAAGAGGUUCUUCAUAAAAAAAUUGGUUAGUAUGUAAAGUCGGUUUACGGACGAUAGUUUAACGUGUCAAUGUCAUAACAAAACAUUGAUGAAAUGAUUGCAUACUUUUAUAAAUAAAAUUGAAUCAUCACUAUUUUGUAUGGAUACAAAGAAGGAGUGAAAUGAAAUCUACAAUUUAAUUGAUAAAUUUACUUUUAUUUGCACUCAUUAAUUCAAAUAUGUUUAUUUAACGAAGAGAUUAUUUUAACUAUAACUUUUAUACAUGUUUGCUAUUUAACUUCUUCCAAUCUGUGUUAUUCUGUUAAGGAUAGGACGAUGAUAAAAAAAGUAGGAAACAAAUGGGAGUGUUUCAAGGAUGAUGUGAAGGAAAAUGGCUUACCCAACACCAAGAUGCAGUCAAAAAUAAUAUAUUUGCGCCAAAGACUCUGUAGCAAUGCUAGGAGGAACGGGUUAGCAAAGAUCAAUUAAAAUGUUACAUUGAAAUGCAUGAAAACAGAACUACGCCACGGACUCUGUCGCAAUGCUAGGAGGUACAGGUUAGCAAAGAGCAAUAUAAAAUGAGCGUAACGGGUCACAGUGAUACGGGACAAUGUGCGUAACAGGACACUUUUUCAUGCGUGCAGCCGGCGUUCAUUGAUUUAUUAGACGUCACGUCAAAAACAAUUUUUUUGUCAAAUAAUAUAUAUAUAUAUAUAUAUAUAUAUAAUGUAUGUAUGUGUAUAUAUAAUUUUCAUUUGCAAAAUAUUAAAAUAAAUUGAAAUAAAAAUAAAUAUUUUGUGUAUAUUAAUAUUUUUGUUAUAUUCAUCAUUUUUCAACAGGCGCCUUACAACUAACUAGUUUUAAAUAUUGACGUGACAACGUCUAAUAAAUCGAUGAACGCCGGCUGCGCGCAUGAUAGUGUCCCGUAACGCACAUUGUACCACUACGUGUGUGUCCCGUUACGCUCAUUGUACGCAUGCGCCGUAUCUCUCUUCCAUUUAAGUGGAACAACAAUCGAUUUGACUUUUCAAUCAUGUUUUCGUCGUUUGAAUUAUUAAUAUUAUAUAAUUUAACGAUCGUCCACCAAUUUUCAGCACAAUCGGUACGAUUAUUUAAAAGUAAUGUUGAAUUUUCAAUAUGUUUUUAACGAAUAAUGGUGUUCUACAGUUACACAUAAUAAUUCAAAUUACACCCGGGAUCUUUUGCACAAUGUUUUAAAAAAUAUUGUAACUCAUUAUAAAUAAUUUUGGUGUAUUUGGGAUGUGUAUUUGUUAUAAAACCGUAUUAUAAAAACAAAAUAAUAUUAUUCCCGUAUGGUGCUGCUAUCUACGCGACGAACGCGAACUGAACAAAUCGUGCUCUCUGUUAGCUGCCGUGGGAACCAGGCACUCGUUAAUACAUAUUUUCCUUUGUUUAUCGCAAUGAGUGUUAUUAUUAAUGAAUUAUAAAUAAAAUUUUGUGCCCGGGGCCACAAUUGCAUAUAAUUUUGAGCACUGAAAAACAUAAAAGCAUAAAAUAUUCUCAACAAAUUUUAAUCUGUGGUUUUGAUUGCUUAUUACAACAACAAUGUCGGCAAUAAAGGUUAAUUAUUCUUGCAUUUUAAAAAUCUGAUUAAUAGUAUAAUUUCAAGUAUUUAUUCUUUUAUUAUUAAAAAAAAGUAGCAUCUGUCGGUGAGUACAGUAAUAAUAGGUUAUGUUACAAUUGACUAAAAAAUUAUGGUGAUUCAUAUAAUUGAUGAUAGAUAUUUGAUUACAGUUUAUUUAUAUGAAAACUUGUUCAUAAACAUAUUUAAACUUUAUAGCUAAAUGCCAGUUUUUAAAAUCAAUUACAAGUUAUCUACACGUGAACUGUUUCGUCGACUGUUUAUAAAGUUAAGAGAAAAAAAUGUGGUUUUCAUUGCUUAUUACAACAACAAUUUCAGCAAUAAAGGUUAAUUAUUCUUGCAUUUUAAAAAUCUGAUUACGAGUAUAAUUUCAAGUAUUUAUUCUUUUAUUAUUAAAAUAAAAAUGAUUCAAUUUUAUUCAUAAAAGUAUGCAAUCAUUUCAUCAAUGUUUUGUUAUAACGUUGUCACGUUAAACUAUUGUCUGUAAACCAACUUUACAGACAACCAAUUUUUUUUAUUUUAGGACCAAAGAAUUUCUGUAGACUUCCUGUUAUGCCAGGGAGUAAGCUGAAGUAGUCUCAUCUUGAUGCAUGAUUUUUUUCGGUAGGUACGUGACUUUUUAUGAUGUAUUAUAAUUCACUUUUUAUUAUUAUAGUUGCAUUUACAUUUGUGUUUCUUUCCUGGGAGCAACUGAUGGGAAAUUUUAAUAGGAGGACAACUAUCUUGACUUGCACUUAUGGUGUUCAGUGUUCUGAUCAACAAGCCUUACAUGUUCCGCCUAUGAUGUAUGAGCUGUCUCACCAGUAACCCACCCUAGAAGCCACUAGUUUCUUAUUUUCUUUCAGUGGCAGAUCCAGAAUCUCAAUAAGAGCUUGUGUUCAGAAACUAAUUUUUAUAUUCGGAAUUAUUUCCAGAAAAAAAAAUUUGAUCCGGUAUAUGUUGCCAUCAGAAUACCCUCGAGUCCCCAUUGCAUCCACCAGCAGUUUCUUAUCUUGCCUUACUUACCUAAAGUUAUCUCAAAACAAAUUAGCACACAUUAUUUUAAAGAUGGUAGAAGAAUUUUUUGUCAUGCAAUUGAAACAACUAAUCAUAAUUCAAAAUAAAGAUGUUAAAACAGUUAAUAGAUCGGCAAGUGUUGUGUUUAGCAGAAGUGUUUGCAUUUAUAUUUUCAGGGUGUUUGUGUACUGUAAUUACAUUCUACAAAUUUUAUAACAAAUUUACAUCACUACACAAAUAUGUUGGAGAGGUUACAAGAAGUUGUGAGACAACCUCAUAAAUUUAUAAUAUAAUGGAAUGGAACUUUUCUUAUAAUUUAAACUAAUAACUUAGCCUAGUUGUGUUACAAACCACGUGAAAAUCUCUAAGUCUCCAUUUGUUUAGCAAAUUACUAAAUGUAGUGACCAUUAUCAAAAUGUUACUUAACAAAGUAUUAUUAUUAUUAUUAUAAGUUGUAAUAUUGAUAUCACAGGUGAUAUCGAUAUAACAGGUGCCUCUUGGCAUCACUCAAGUGUUCAUGAAAAUGAUUAAUGCCACAUUUUUGGAUCGAACCCACGCCUAUGCGUCGUGCUAGCAAUCAUAGCCUCUGAGGGCCCUUUUACUUUACAAUCAUUAAGUGUUUUAAUCAUCACAUCCAAGCAAUAAAUAUAUGGCAAUCACAAUAUCAAACAUACAGUGUAAUUCAGAAAUACAUCACAAUCAUUUUAUAAAAGUUACCUUUUUGUCUUUGGUUUUUCGAGUUUUAGCUAUAAGUUUUUUCUCGAAUAUAAAUUAGGGAAAGAGAUAAGAAAACUAAACUUUUCAACAAUAUCAUACAAGAAUAAAAAUCUAAGUAUAACAGGUAAUGUCAGUGGGUUUGUUUUAUAUAAAUUCACAGUGCUCCUUAAGCUUAUUGAAAAUUUAUAGACUCAAUCUUCAAAUCAAGAGGAAGCUUACUAUCUACACGAGAUUCGUAAAACAACCCUCAUCCCCCUUUCCCAACUCUUGACCCUUUCAGUGCCAAUUAAAAUUCAUGUUUCUCCCCUGUGGCCUUCACUGGUUUAACUCUUUAAUAAAAAAUUACAUUUUUGUGUCUUAUAUUUGGAGCUUGAAAAUAAUUUAGAUAUCAGUUUAUUUGAUUAUUAAAAAAAUUUUACACCCAUGUGAAGCGAGGUAUUACACCUAGUGAUUAAAUAAAAUUAUAAAAAAAAAAAAUUAAAAUUUAUUUCAUUCAAGUUAAAACUAAUCUGGAUACAAACAACACUAGGUUUCUCGGGUACCCAUUAAAAUAGGGUAGAUGAACUGUCAACGGUAAGUUGUUUGUUGGGAAUGCUUGCUUGAAUAAUAUGCUUCAUGAACACUGAACACUGGUCCGAUAAAAAAAUAUUCUUGUUGCUAAUUCAAAUAAUUUUUAACGUAUUUUAAACUAUACUUGAACGUGUUUGUGUGGGUACCAUUGUAUAUACUCUUUUCUUUGAUUAAUGUAUUUUGGUACGUAAUCAUUGUCUGAUUGCAUGGCAUUGUAGGACAGUGCCACAGAAAUCUGUUUCCUGGUUAGAAACGUCAUAUAUUAAAUUGAACUGUGAAAUAUUGUACUUAAUGUGUAUAUGCACGGCUAGUACAAGGCCGUUCUGUUUGAGCCAUGUGUGUAGUGGAACCAGUUGGUUAUGUAAGUGUUGUUGGCCUUCAACAUGUUUUUUUGGAAGCCAUGAUUUUUUAUUUUUUUUAUUUUGGGUACCAGUGUUAUAGGUAAAAACAUCGUAAAACAUGGUUGACCCUGGGGCGGGGGGGGGGGGGGGGGGAGUUCAAUUUUGUGUUGGUAAUUCUUUAGUUUGAAUCCAAAUUUCUGUUUCAUUAGUUUUUACAAGGUGUUGGAAUUUGUUUUAUACUUUUUUAUUUUUAGUAUUUUGUAUGAUGGGUUUUUGUUUAAUAAAUGUGUAUAAUUGAUAAAAUCAUGAUCAAUUUUAUUCAAAGACACUCUCUUGGUUUUAUUAAUGCAGUGCAUGUUGGCAAAAAGUAACAAAUGUUUUGGAAUUGUGUAUUAAUUGCUGUUAUGUCUCUCAUUUGGUUUUUGUUAGUGAUGGGGUUGGCUGUUGUGUUAUAUUCAUUCCAGCUCUGCACCUCAUCCUAUCAGUGAAAAAUACAUUCAAUGUUUAAGCUUAUCCCUAAAAAAAAAACACAUAAAUUUGCUGCAAAUUGCAUGAUUCAGGUGUUGUAUUGGUAUUGCAUCAUGUAAUCUUACAAAGCAAAACUUUCACAAAAGCUAUAAAAUGUGCACAGUUGCUGAAGCGCUUCCUUUAUACUUAGUGAUUAUUGCUCUGUGCAUUUAUUUCUGUGCAGUUGCAAACUUGCUCAGCAGUUGUUCAUUCAUUUAGAAGUGGCAUUUCUUGUGGCCAAAUAAUUAUCUAUCUUUAAGAGUUUUUGGCACUCACGUCUUAAGUUUUGUUACGUUGCCUACUUUGUUUCAACCCCCUAGUUUUAAAAACUGAAAAAAAAAUCACAUCUUAGCAGCUAGAAAUAAUUUAGUAUGUGCUUUGUUAUAAGAAUACACAAUAAUAAUACAAUAUCUGUUAAGUUUCAUAGAAAGGAUAAAUUCACAAAUGUUAAUAAAAUGAAAAAAUAUCUAAAAUAAAUCAAAAAAUAUUUUUUCUUCUGGUAAAAAACUAAUGGUUACAUGUUCCAGCAAGUAUGAUAGUCACAGUUUUUUUUUUUUUUUUCAGUAUAGCUUAUUAUGAUAUUUUUUCUUCCUAUGGAAUUGACAUUUUGUGAUUUCUGGGGCGGAAAGCUCACUGCCCUCUCUUGCAACAAGGUACACACAUCAUACUGUUAGUUAUUCCCCCCUUCCCCCAGUCCUUCCAUCCAGGAUACACCCUAUUGCCUUGCUGUCCUGCAUUGCCAUCACUGUGUGAAUGUUACAAUACCAUGUGACAUAUAUGCUUCUGCAUCUGGCAACCAGUUCUAAUACUGUCUGUGCCAAACAUUGUGAUGGUUAGCUGGUUCUUGGAACUGCUCUGCUGAAGAACCUGAAAUUCCAGUGGCAGUGGCUGCAUACUAACAAUCACAAAAAUGUUGACUUUUGAUUGCCUACUAAAUUUAUUGCAUUAGCUAAACUAAAUAUCUAUUAGUGUUUGCAAUAGUACAUUAAUAUACAAUGAGAAUUGUUAAUGUUACCACUGAUAAACUCACUUUUAAAAUUAAAAUUCUGAUGGUCAUUAUUAAAUAAACUUGCUUUUACACAUUCUUCCCAUUUAAAUGCAAUGAAAAUUUUUCGUAACUAAAUUUUAACUAGUUAAGUACUCUCUUAAAAAGAGUGCAUCUUAACCCAAUAACAAACAUGUAAGGACUGUUACAAUAGAACUAUUUAAUGUGAUAAGCUUCAGUUAACCACAGUUUAGAUGCAAGCUACGUGCAUUGGACAGAAUUGCACGAACAUCAGGUGUUGCAUGCGAUGGAUGUGCAGUUUGGUAACAUUCCACAAAAAAAAAAAAAAAAACAUGAAUAGUUAUCUGUUCCUUGGUGUUACUACCGAGUGAACUUAGGGUUCUUCUAACGUACAGACUGAGAGACCUAGUCCCUUGCAUAGAGUAAUUUAACAUCUUGCAUGGAUCUUCUGGUUGUAGUACAAAUUCAUAAAAUGUUACGAUAUAAUAUAUGUAUACACACAAGAACAGGAUGAGUCUGAAUUUGACCCACAAACUUCUGCUGCAGUUGAAAACAUAAUACAACGUAUGGUCUAAAGUGCUUCACAGACUGGGAUACACCUUUGAAGUUGCAGCUGAACCAGUCAUUGUUUUUGAAAAUAAUAAAAUAUUUAUGAUGAAAUGCCAAGAGUGUGGGUAAUAUCUUAUUGAACAAAGUUCUACAAACAUUUGAAGUAUUGUUGCUGAAGUAAAAUUGCUUAGUUUAAAUAAUUUACGUUAACAACCUUAUUUCUCUUAAAUUAUUUUUGUAACACAGAUUAAUAAUGUGGUUUUUAAAUGCUGAUUAAUAAUAUAAACGUCAAAUGUAACGAAAAAUAUUGCCUUGUAAUACCCCACUGUUUUAGAGUAAAACUAGUAUAAAAUUUAUAAAGAAUUACUUCGACGUUCCUGACAACACUCAGUUUGAAACAGCUGCCUGAAAUCAGGAGCACUGACUGUUUAGUAAUGUACAUGCUAAUGAAGGUAUUUCGAAGAAAAAAUUGAACUAAUAAUUAAUCUAAAACAGCUGCAGCUGUAACUAAAAGCACAUGAACGUAAUAUUGAACAAACCACAUGUGUCAUCAAAGACUGCAAGAGAAAAAAUUUGGUCGUCACACCUUUAUUUGUGAGGAAAUAUCUUUUCAUGAAACAUAACUUAUUAAUUAAAGGAUGUUUUAUGUUGGAUAACACAGUUCACAAAAUUUAUCACGUAUAGUAAGAGGAAUGCAUUCCAAUUCUGGAAAUCGCUACGCCACAAGACACAGCUGUUGGAAACAGGGUGUUCUAUUUACCGCUAGAACAUGUACAUUUAUCAUAGCCUUGAUGGGUACUCGGUAGUUAUGUAUGGGCGGUAGUAAAACGUGCUUCUGCACUUCCAUAUUUGAAAUGCACUGUUCAGAUUUUAAGUGUUAAAUUUUAUUAACUGUGGUACCUAAAGUAAAAUAUAUUUAAUUAAUUAGUUCUGUUUUAAGAUCAAUGGUGUGAUCACAUUUUUUCACAUGUGGUGUUUGAUGACGUGUGGUUUGUUCAGCAUUAUGUUAAUGUGCUUUUUGUUAUAGCUGCAGCAGUUUUAGUUUAAUUAUUAGUUCAAUUUUUUCAUUGGCAUGUACAUUACUUAACAGUCAGUGCCCCGGAUUUCAGGCAGCUCUUUUGAAUUGAGUGUUGUCAGUUUUGCGCAUGUGCCAGGCGUCAAAGUAAUUUGUUCUAAAUUUUACUAUCUUUUCUGGUAAUUUGAUAUUUAGAUUAAUAAUUAGCCUUUAAAAACCACAAUAUUCCUCUACAUCACAAAUAGUUUAUGAGAAAAAUGUUGUUAACAUCAAUUAUUUCAAUUAAUUAAUUUUACUUCAGCAACAAUAUUUCAAAUGUUACAGAACUAUGUUUCACUUUUGACCAUUUGUCGUAUUUAUGUUUUAAACUGCAACCAAAGUUUUUCGGCUGAAUUAACUUUUCCUGUGUGUGAGAGAGUGUGUUUGUGUGUGGGUAUAUAAGGUUGUCUGUGGGUUUGUUUUUUAUACAAACAUACAGUCUACUCUGGGCUUAGUAAAAUUUAGCAAACUUGACCUUCAAAACAACAGAUUACUGUCUAAAUUUAAAAAAAAACCAACCCCAUUUUUGAUUACUUAAAGCAUAAUUUUGGAGCUUCUUGAUAAAAUUUUGCAUACUUGUCAUUCAAAAUAGAGGAAGAAUUACUGUUUACAUCUGAUUCCAAAAAAAAUAACUACCCAGCUCUAUUUCCCAACCAUUAAUCCUUUCAGUGCCAGGACUCCUAUCAUGUUUAUUCCCUGUGGCCACCAUAGUUUUUAAUUUUGUAACUAAAAUUACAUAUUUUUAUCUUGUGUAUGAAGUUUUAAAUUAACUUUGAUAAAUUUUUUUAUAAUGAUUCUACCACUUUAAGUAAAAAAUUUCAUCGACUAGCGUGAAGCUGAGAACCACAGCUAGAAAGCUUAGUCAUGCAAGGUCCUAUCUUUUGUCACCUUUGUUACACGGGUGGAUCAUGCUUUGAAUUUUUUUUAAAAAAGUAUUGGUGGACACAAUGUAGGGAUAGGGGGGAUAUAUCCUCCAGAAGUUAUCAAAACAUUUGUUAAAUACCAGUGAAGGCAGUAUGUUAUAUUGGGUGAUGCAAGGUGAGCUGGUACAAUACCUGCAAUUUCAACUAUGUGAGAUUAUUUAUAUUCCAUACUUCUACUAAGCAUGGAACAGUAGCAAACGGCAACAAAUGAGAUUGAACUUCAUGCUUACGAAAAAUGAAUUAAAUUGAUAUUUUAAAAAACACGAAGUUAUACCACUCUCAUAUUUGUACUUGAAAUAAUUUUUUUACGUAUUUAAAUGUGAACAAAAUUGGGUACCACCGCAGUCAAAUAGUCAGUUUCUGUUACACGGAAUAGCAUAAAUGAAAGAGCUGAGCAUUGAUGCGAUGAUCCUUAUGGGUACGGAGCCACGUGAUUUCUAUUGUAGAUGCUUCGUGAGAUCCAUUUCCGUUUAGUUGAUUCGUCUCGGUUUCUGUAACAUUGUAGAACGGGCCUAAGCAAAAACUUUUACUAAAGCACUGCCGGGAUUUAAAAUAAUAAUCCAAUUACUAUACUUAUAAUGUAUUCGCAAAACUUACUUAAAUUCAAAUCAAGCUACUGUACAGUAAAAGUAUUGUUCUCAUGAAUUACGUGAUAGUUGUUAGCAUCUAAAUAUCUGGUGUCCAAAUGUUGCCACCCUUUGUUGCAGCUAGGAACAUACUGCAUGACAUUUGUGCAUCCUUACACUUCCAAAAUAGUGCAAAUGUGUCAGUAACAUGCAGUAUUUUAGGGUUACCAGAUGAGUAGCACAUGAAAGAGGACAUGUACAAAUAAAAACCUUUGUGUGAUGGUGUUUUGUUUAAUUUAUUAUUUAGCUCAAAUAUGAAAACGAUUAGAAGUAAUCAGAAGUACACAAGGCAUGGGAAUUUUCUUUCUCUUUCUCUGGCUUAUUUUCUGUACAAUGUAUUUCUUAUGGGCCUAUGGCUUGAUGACUUGCUUUUUAUAAAGAUUCGGCCAUGUUCGGAUGUGUCCGCCACUCGAAGCUUAUGACUUUUGUCUUCAAUUUUUCUUUUCUUCCUAACCUAAUUAAAACUUAGUGUAUUUGUUUUGAAGGGGUCUGGAUUAGGGAAGACUGUAGGUGCGUCCCAGGCUGAAGUCUUUAUGCCUAGUCAUGCUGGGUUUCAGCCAUGCAUAAAGGGUAGCAUGCAUCGUAUGCUUUGUUUGGGGACUGGCCAACCAUGGCAGCAAUUGAUACCAUGACUUAACUCUUCUAUCUUAAACUCUAGACUAUAACCAGUUUAGUUGGACCCACAUACAACCUGCAUAGACACAGGGGAAAUCUUUGGGCUCAUUCAUACUGGGUUCAAUAGUGCAAGCAUUAUGCAAAUAGGUCCAGUGCAGGACAAGAAGAAUGUUCCAGGAGGAAGGGAUAGAAAGUCUCAACAAUGCUGGGGUCAGGAGCUUGGACCUUGCGGUCGCAAUGGUGUUGGUACACGUCUGGGUAUACGCCCCUAUCGGCAGGUGACAGUAUUCGUAGCAUUUCAGGUUGCCAGUCAGCCCGUGCGCUUAAGACUAGGAAAGAAGAUGUUGAAUGCAUACAAGAAAACAACUGUGUUAAGUUAAUUACCGGUACCUUAAGUAAUUGUGAGCUGGCACAUCUGAUCUCACUCCAGAAGGGAUAGAGCAAUAGGUCGCUUGUCUCCUGACGCCAGUAGAAGGCUGUUGGCAGUUACUGAUAUUAUCCAAUCUAUCAUUAACAAAACCCUAGCCCCAGCAUCUACGCUUCAGAAGCUACAAAAUAAUUAAGUGC
Bacillus rossius redtenbacheri is the source of this 19440-nucleotide messenger RNA. RefSeq names its product inosine-5'-monophosphate dehydrogenase 1 (gene ras). The transcript has a single exon. Gene Ontology annotation, biological process: GTP biosynthetic process. Bases 171 to 1733 code for a protein of 520 amino acids. Lineage: Eukaryota; Metazoa; Arthropoda; Insecta; Phasmatodea; Bacillidae. Gene Ontology annotation, cellular component: cytoplasm. Gene Ontology annotation, molecular function: IMP dehydrogenase activity. The record is from RefSeq and is a predicted model, not a curated record.